Pseudoliparis swirei is the source of this 1860-nucleotide messenger RNA. RefSeq names its product spermatogenesis associated 6-like (gene spata6l). The record is from RefSeq and is a predicted model, not a curated record. Gene Ontology annotation, molecular function: myosin light chain binding. Lineage: Eukaryota; Metazoa; Chordata; Actinopteri; Perciformes; Liparidae. Gene Ontology annotation, biological process: spermatogenesis. Bases 73 to 1215 code for a protein of 380 amino acids. The transcript is spliced from 12 exons.
GGUAACAAGACAUGGCAACGCUAACUCCGGAGCAGAGGAGGCUUCAUUCGGCUGAAGCUGAUCCCGAGUUCGAUGUCCCGAAGGGCUCUGAAGGUUCUGGUCCAGGUCCGGUUCCAAGCGGUCUCCUGUCCUGGAGUCCACCUGCCAGCCAAGGAGGACCUGACCCUCAUGGUGAGCUUCAUGGGCCGGAGCGCUCAGUCCCAACGGCUCCCCGCCGUCUUCCCUCUGCUCCUCCACGAGAACAUGACCUUUGAAAAGAUUUUCAGGCAGGCGGUUGACCCUGGAGACAUCGCUGUCAUGCUUCAGUAUGAGACGGUCACCAUUGAACUGCUGCAACUGGUUCCUCCAGCGCCGCUCCCUCUGGCCUGCUUCGAAGAAGACGCUCGGCGAUUCUUAUUCCCAGAACCCAAACUGGUCCCGUCCUCCUCCGGAGUGGACCGAGAGGUUCUGAUGACCCGAGCGCCUCACUUUCCAGGUAUCGCUCCACGGUUGGAGUUUUCCACCAAGACGACCAUCAUGGAGUGCUCAGCUGAUGAGGAGAUCCACAUUCACCCCAACAUCCUCAUGAGGCCGGUGAUGAAGAGGAGCAGGAAGCACUGCAGCAGGCCCAGGAGCUCCUCCCCCCAGAGGAGCCCACCUCUGACCCUGGUCUCCAGGUCCCCGUCGUGGACCCCCAGAUCCCGGUCCCCAUCAUGGACCCCCAGAGCCCGGUCCCCAUCGUGGACCCCCAGAGCCCGGUCGUUGUCCCCUCUCAGAGCUGCAGACCCUCAGCGCCUGGCUCGGCUCAGCCUGGUCUCUGCAGGCCCGAGUGGCACCUUCCAGCCUACGUGGACUUCCUGGCCUGGAGCCAGUUCAUCUUCCUCUUCAGCUUUGACCAGGUCUUCAUCCAAAGUGAGAUGUUCUCCAACCGGCGGGUGGAAAUCCUCCUCCAAUGGUCUGGCUGGAGGGAUAUCAGAAGACGGGUCCAGUUCUUCAGAGACACAUGACCUUCUUGAUGACCACCACGGUCCUGAAGGUUCAGGGCUGUGGAGCUCUUACCGGCAACACAUGGCAUGGUCUCAGUCCAGCUCUCACAGAGAAUGGGAAGAGGUCCAAGCGCGUGUUCGGGGACUGCUUACAACUCCAAGAGCUGUAUGCAGACUUGCCUAUGGGGCCACGGAUUCCGAGGUCGACGAGGUCUUAGCCCGGAGGUCCAUCUCUCCAGGUCCACCGUGACGAUGGGUCCAGGCUCUGGGGAGGUGAGGUGGACUCACUCAGAGAGUUCCACAUGAAAUAAAUGCUUCAGAUACACACCAUGCCAAAGCCACAUGGUAACACUGUGUCUACAUGGGAACUACAAUAAGCCUGAAACAAGACUGUCCUGUAUCCUCCAAACCAGUGGUUCUCAAAUGGGGGUACGUGAAGGCUCUCCAUGGGGUACGUGAGAUUACAAAAUAUAUAUAUUGAAAAAUGAGCAUCCAUUAAAAAAUCCUUGAUGGCACAGCGCUGUGUAUUACAUAUUCGUUUCAACCAAAAAUGACCACAUAUUGAUCACAUAAUAUUGUGAUAUAUUAAACUACAGGGGUAGAUUCACAUGACGUGUUCAGCUGAGGAUGUAGGCGGUUUUACCAGAGGUGGCCAGUAUCAUGAGGAGAUGAUUUAGCAUUUUUGUCAAAAAAUGACCUUGGCCAUUGUUUUAGGAAGGUGACGACAUGAUAACUGUGGUAAUGUUCAAAUAUACUGUGUAGAAUUAGUUUGAAGCAGCCAUGGUGUGAGGUAGAAGACACACGGCUCUCUCUCACAUUGACCGUGUCCUCAGGCAAAGCCCCAGAAGGUCAUACUGUGUCUAUGUGUGAACUGCUGCUGUAUAUCAGAGCAAUG